Molecule: messenger RNA, 969 nt
Organism: Phycomyces blakesleeanus NRRL 1555(-)
Lineage: Eukaryota; Fungi; Mucoromycota; Mucoromycetes; Mucorales; Phycomycetaceae
Exons: 1
Molecular function (GO): protein binding
Source: RefSeq, a predicted model, not a curated record
AAGAAGGACCGGACGGUUAACGAGGUGAUGCUCAAGGAAGCGCUCCGGAUCCUCGAACGGCUGGCAACAACGGGCCAGGGUAUGGGAAAGUGUGCCGACAGUGAAGCCCAAUAUAUUCUUGCCAACUUUCUGGGCAUGGGCGGAUUAGGGCUAAAGGUGAACCACGACAGAGCAUUUCAACUGUACAUCCAGGCUUCCAAGCAAUGCCAUCCCGAAGCCACCUAUCGUGCUGCAGUGUGCUAUGAGCUGGGUCUCGGUACGCGAAAGGACACUUCCCGUGCCAUUAUAUUCUACCGCAAGGCUGCCCAUCUGUGCCAUCCUGCAAGUAUGUACAAACUUGGGAUGAUCAUGUUACGAGGCUAUUGCAACCAAACCCCUGUCAUGCGAGAGGCCGUCUGUUGGCUGCAGCGAGCUGCCAAACACGCCACAGCCCAGGUCCCCCAUGCCCUACACACAUUAGCAAUGAUCCAAAUCACAGGUGAACUUGGUGAAUCGACGAGCAUGUUGGCCGACACAGCAUAUGCAAUUGAAUUGCUAUUAAAGGCUGCUACUUUUGGAUAUGCGCCCAGUCAAGUCAAGUUAGGCGAGUGCUAUGAGACAGGCGAGCUGGUUAAACCGGAUGAUAGACUAUCUAUACUAUGGUAUUCUCGUGCAGCGCAGUUAGGAAGUGCAGAGGGCGCGCUGGGAUUGUCUACUUGGUAUCUCACUGGAUCAGAGACUCAAGGUUUGCUGGAUCAAUCCGAUUUACAAGCACUUCUCUGGGCUAGAAAGGCUACUAUUGUUGCGUUGGCUAUGGAAAAUGAUUCAAAGAGGUGGACACUGGCAAAGGCAUGCUAUACAGUUGGCUUUUAUAUGGAGCAUGGUAUUGGGUUAGACGUUCCAUCAAUAGAGGAGGCAAUUGAAUGGUAUAAGCAAUCGGCAGACAAUGGCCAUUAUGAUGCAGCAAGACGAUUAGAUCAUAUUCGGGCA